Molecule: messenger RNA, 5416 nt
Organism: Pseudophryne corroboree (corroboree frog)
Lineage: Eukaryota; Metazoa; Chordata; Amphibia; Anura; Myobatrachidae
Product: macrophage mannose receptor 1-like
Exons: 30
Coding region: 161-4504 (1447 amino acids)
Biological process (GO): receptor-mediated endocytosis
Cellular component (GO): plasma membrane
Molecular function (GO): signaling receptor activity
Source: RefSeq, a predicted model, not a curated record
UCAUUUACAGGCCACAACUUUCCCUGGAUGUCGCAGUAUGUCAGAAGUCAAGGAUCAGUUUGGUUCUCCAUCAGUUUUAACUCAAGACUCCUAGGACUGAAGCCUUUACAUCUGCACCAUUUCUUCCUAGACACUUGGCAGAGUAUAUAAUGAGAUUACAAUGACUGCCUCCAUCAUUCUCAUACUUCUGUACUUUAUCCGCCCAUCGCUUCAGCUGGACUCGGACACAUUUUUAAUCUACAAUGAAGAUCACAAGAAGUGUUUAGAAGGUCAGAAUUCCCUCAUCUCAGUCACUACAUGUAAAGAGAGCAGCAACGCCCAAAAAUUCCGAUGGAUUUCCAAACACCAGCUUAUAAAUGUAGGAUCUUCCCUGUGUCUGGCAACAGCAUCGAAGAAAGACAUGGCAUUAGUGACUUUAUACCAAUGUGAUGGUGCUAGUGAGCUCCAGAAAUGGGAUUGUAAAAAUGAUACAUUGUUUGGAAUCCAGGGGGAUAAUCUUCACUUGAACUAUGGUAACGCAAAAGAAAAAGUUAUUCUUUAUAAAGGGUCAGGAUCAUGGAGCCGGUGGAAAAUCUUUGGAACUCCAGAUGAUUUAUGUGUUAAGGCCUAUGAAGAAUUCUACACUCUAAAGGGAAAUUCUAAUGGUCAGCCCUGCGUGUUCCCCUUCAAGUAUAAUUCCCAGUGGUAUGCGGAUUGCACGCUUGCAGGAAGGUCCGAUGGAAGGCUUUGGUGCUCUUCGACUGCAGAGUACGACAAAGACAAGUUAUAUGGAUUCUGUCCAUCUAAAGCUAUCGCUAACAAUUGGUGGACAACAGAUUCGGUUACCGGUGUCAAUUAUCAGAUUAUGGCGGAUUCGGCCAUUACUUGGUACCAGGCGCGGAGAAGCUGCCAGCAACAGGAUGCCGAGUUACUAAGUAUAACUGAGCUACACGAGCAGGCUUACAUAUCAGGAUUAACCAAUGACCUCACAACAGCUUUAUGGGUUGGACUCAACAGUCUGGACUUUAAUGCAGGCUGGCGAUGGGACAAUGGAAGUCCUUUUCGAUAUCUGAAUUGGGUUCCAGGAAAUCCAUCAAAUGAACCUGGGAAAAACUGUGCGGUGCUAAACCCUGGGAAAAAUGCCAAGUGGGAAAGCAGGGAGUGCGGUCAGAAGUUGGGAUACAUUUGUAAGAAAGGCAACAGCACCUCGUCUUACAUCCCUCCUUCAGGGACCAAUGAUCCCAUCUCCUGCCCACCACUCUGGAUACCCUAUUCUGGGUACUGUUAUUCUCUGCAUAAAGAGGCCAGGAUUUGGAAGGAUGCAAUGUUAGCAUGCAGGAGGGAAGAAGGGGAUCUCGUAAGUUUGCACAAUAUUGGGGAAGCAAGCUUUGUCACCUCACAGUUUGAGUUUGAAAAAAUAGAGUAUGUUUGGCUGGGAUUAAACGACCUGAAGGUGCAGUUGUUUUUUGAAUGGAGUGACGGGUCUCCAGUAACAUAUACAGUCUGGCAGAGAGGAGAACCAUCUCACCUCAAUAACAAAGAAGAGGAUUGUGUUGCAUUAUACACUAAGGAAGGACAUUGGGCAGAUCAGAUGUGUGAGAAAAAAUUGCCCUAUAUGUGUAAGCGAAAGCCAUUGCCAGUUGCCCAUGACCAAGUCCCUGUAGACGAGGGGUGUGAUAAGGGCUGGAGAAGACAUGGCUACUACUGCUACUCUAUCAGUGAGUCAUCUACAACAUUUUCGGAAGCGAACAGCACAUGUAAUAAUAAGGCGGCCUUUCUGAUGACUGUUGAAGACAGGUUUGAACAGGCUUAUUUAACGAGCCUGAUUGGACUUAGACCAGAGAAAUAUUUCUGGACAGGACUUUCCGAUACGGUGGAAAGGGGAACUUUCAAAUGGACUAGCAGGGAAAGGGUUUUGUACACACACUGGAACACUGAUAUGCCGGGAAGAAAACAAGGCUGUGUUGUUAUGAGAACUGGAAACAAGGGCGGAUUGUGGGACGUUGUCAACUGUGAUGAGAAAGCGAAGUACGUCUGCAAGAAAGGGGCAUUGGGAGUGACACCACCUCCUGCCCCAACGACAACAGCAGAACCAACAUGCGAGGAAGGAUGGACAACAUCCAACCGUUUAAGUGCAUGUUACAAGCAUUACUAUAAAGAAGAAGCCGAUGAGAAAAAGUCAUGGUAUGAAGCCAGGGAUUUUUGCCGAGCAAUUGGAGGUGACUUACUCAGUAUUAGCAGUAAGGAAGAAGAGCAAACAGUAUCAACAAUGCUGAUGCACAUUGGUGUUUACCGUCAGGCCUUCUGGGUUGGCCUACUGAAUAGUGAUCCCGAUGAAGGGUUUUUGUGGUCAGAUGGUACAGCUUUGGGCUAUGAGAACUGGGGAUAUGGAGAGCCAAACAACUACCAGGGAAUGGAGCUCUGUGGGGAGGUGCAGACUGAUUUCCGCUUGUCCUGGAAUGAUAGAAGUUGUGAUAUUCCUGCACACUGGAUCUGUGAGCUGAGAAAAGGUGCCAAAGCAAAGGCAGAACCUACAAAACCGACAACGCCUGAAUAUAAACUCUCAAGUGAUGGUUGGAUAAUUCAGGAUGAUACCCAGUACUAUAUCAGCAAGGAGGAGCUGACCAUGGAUAAAGCGCGGGAAUUUUGUAAAAAGAAUUUCGGGGACCUUACCACCAUCAGCAGUCUGACUGAAAGGAAAUUUCUAUGGAAAUAUGCUUUAAAGAAUAGGAAGAGUUCUGCAUUUUUCAUUGGUUUAAAAUUAGCAUUGGAUAAAGAAUUUAAGUGGAUGGACAAUUCUCCUAUGGACUUUGUUGCAUGGGCGAGUUAUGAACCCAACUUUGCCAAUAACGACGAGAACUGUGUUGUGAUGUAUAGAGACUUGGGAUAUUGGAACGAUAUAAACUGUGGAUAUCCAAAUGCAUUUAUCUGUGAAAGAAAAACCAGUUCCAUUAAUGUAACAUUUGCACCAACUCUACCUGCACCGGAAGGCGGAUGCCCAGCAGACUGGCUUUCAUUUGGAAAACAGUGUUAUAGAAUAUUUGGAACAGAAGAAGAUGAAGUGGUUGAAUGGCCACAAGCAAGAUCUGCGUGUCAGUCAUUAAAAGGAAAUUUGGUCAGCAUACACGACAGCCUGGUACAAGCUUUCCUGGUUAGUCAGUUAAAAGAUUUUUAUGUUGAUGUCUGGAUUGGAAUGAAUGAUGUCAAUUCAGAACACAAGUUUCUGUGGACGGAUCAAAGUGGAGUGGUUUUUACAAACUGGGCCAAAGGUCAUCCGUCAGGAAGUCACGUGUAUGCCCAUGAUGAUGAUACCGACUGUGUGGCUAUAAAACGUGGCCCUAUUUUGGAUGCUGGUUCAUGGACCGAAGAAGAUUGUGAACUGAAUAAAGGAUACAUAUGCCAGAAAUCUAAAGACCCUACUUUACCACAUGUCCCUACUACUGUUCCCCCAUCAAACAAUUAUCGAUACGGCGACUCCAGCUACACCAUUGUUAAAACCAAGAUGAAGUGGGAUGAAGCACGGCGGUGGUGCAAGGCCUCAGACUCUGAGCUAAUCAGCAUCUUAGACGAGUACACUACGUCGUUUCUGAAGGUCCAUUUAAAUAAAUAUAAGGAGCCUUUUUGGAUUGGCCUCAACAGUAACAUGACUGACAGCCAGUUCAGAUGGAUUGAUAAAUGGAAGCUUCGGUACACAAAAUGGGCUGCUGGAGAACCAAAGAAGAAAAACGCCUGUGUUUAUAUGGAUGCAGAAUGGCAGUGGAAGACAUCAGCUUGUGAUGAGAAUUAUGCUUCAAUUUGUAAGCAAUCCAAAGUUGUUGCUCCCACGGAACCACCACAAAAACCCGGAAAAUGCCCAGAAUCAACAUCAAAAUCCUGGAUACCCUUCCGUGGCCAUUGCUAUCUUUUUGAAUCAUCUUACACCAGAAACUGGGCUCAAGCUUCCUUGGAAUGUCUUCGGCUUGGUGCCAGUUUGCUGUCAAUUGAAGAUUUGGUUGAGUCAGAUUUCAUAUUCCACCAUCUGGAAACACUCCAGGACAGAGAGAGCACGUUUUGGGUGGGACUUUAUAGGAAUGUGGAAGAAAAGUGGCUCUGGUUGGACAAUACGCCAUUGGACUUUGUGAACUGGAAUACCGGUGAACCGUCUGAGCAAGCAGAUGAACAGUGUGUGGAAGUAUAUUCCACAAAAGGGACGUGGAACAACCUUUAUUGCUCCUCUUACAGGGGAUACGUAUGUAAGAAAUUAAAAACUCCCAUACCUACAGAGAAGCCAAUCGCGAAGCCAGAAGAAACAAAAUCAAAUCCACCUUCACAUGGCAUGACGGGUGGCGUGGUUAUACUUGUAAUGCUUGUUGUUGCCGGAACCACUGUUGCAGUCUACUAUGUAUACAGGAGAAAACAGAACAAGCCUCCUCCGGACAGCAGUUUCGACAACUCGUUAUACUUUAAUGGCAGCCGUGUACCCCCGACACAGGAUACAAAUGUUCUAGUGGAUAAUAUCGAGCAAAAUGAACGUGCUAUCUCUUAGUGUCAGUAAAAACUUUCCAUGAAGGUAAAAUAAUUCCUACAGCAGGUUGUGACAGACUCUAAAUGCUGAGGUUUACAUUAAUUAUCCCAAAUUUUAGUGACAAGCGCAACUCGGCAACAUAAGUGAAUCUGGUGCCACCGAACAAAAUGUAAGAACAAUUUUUUUAAAUUUAAAAAAUGUUAAAAACAACGUGCUGAGAAAUAAUGUUUUGUACAUGAGGAAGACCCCCUUGUGCAUGCAGGUAAAUAACUGAAAUGUUUGAAAAGCAAACUUAAGCGCACUGAUCUCUCACUCCCAGAGGCGGCCAUUUUGUAGGAAGAACCAAUAUUUAUGAGGGUGCGGCUUAUAAAUUCUCUAAGAACUUAUGCCGGCUCUGAGGUUAGAGGUAUGUUGUGCCUCAUGUCUCAAGCUGUGUUGACGUUACUAGUACCUAUGAAAUUAUACAGUACUCUGCUUUAGCCCAGAAAAUGGCUGUUCCAUUUUGUACAUCUUAAAAACAGGGAACAUAAUAGGACCCAUCAUUACAUUGUUUAAUUCCUAAUUAGAAAAUGGGGCCUGUAUUCGCUUCCUCACAUCUUGCUUCCUCAAAUGAAACACCUUAAGGUCUAAGGCUCAGACAGUAUUACUGCACCGAAACCUCAUAUACUAUGGACUGACACUAGAUUUGUCAUUGUAACAUGAGAUGUUAGGUGCUUUUUGUGUACCACUACUUCAGAUCAUGCCGCUGACUACUGUACUCCACACUGCAACAGUAUACAGUAAAUACUUCAAUGUGCCUUUUGUAUAACCUCAGGAAGCACAGGUUGUGUCUCCCGACAGUAAUCACUAAUCAUACACAGAGAGAAAUUUCAGUUGUCUGUGUUAUCCAUAAUCAUUGUUACAGAUGAUAUGUAUAUUAAAAAGUUUCUUUUA